Molecule: messenger RNA, 3120 nt
Organism: Pseudonaja textilis
Lineage: Eukaryota; Metazoa; Chordata; Lepidosauria; Squamata; Elapidae
Source: RefSeq, a predicted model, not a curated record
AUGCUACUAGAUCAGAUUGUCUGUGGAGUUAGGGACCUCAGGCUUCAAAGACGCUUACUAGCCAAAAAGGACUUAACGUUAGCUUUAGCUAUAGAGGAAGCUCAAGCUGCUGAACUCUCUGCUCAAUCAGCAGCAGAAAUACAAGGGGCUCCUAUUAGACCCAGCAGCACCACUAUUCACUCUGAAGAAGUCUCCCUUGAAGAAGAUCCCAUAGGCACUACAGACAUAAACCGCCUCAGGCAACUAAAACCUUCACAAGAAGGACUGCUGGGACUAGAUUGGUUCCCCUACCUCGGCCUUAGCAUAACUGGGAUCCAUGCUGUCUCAACCUCAGACGUAGACACCCUAUUUAAAGACUAUCCUGAUGUUUUUAGCAGCGAGUUGGGCUGUUAUUCUGGCACCCCCAUCUCCUUCACUGUAGACCCCCAGGCAAUUCCCCUUCGCCUCAAGCCACGCAGAGUUCCCUUUGCCAUCCGCCCAAAGCUAGAUCUGGAAUUAGAUAAGCUACUUAAGCAAGGGGUCUUAGAGCCAACUGAUUUUGCAAAAUGGGAGACCCCCAUAGUCACCCCACUCAAGAAAGAUGGCAGCGUGAGAAUCUGCACUGACUACAAGACCACCCUCAAUCGUUAUCUGCAGGUCAGCGCAUACCCUGUCCCUGUGAUCCAACACUUAUUACACUCUUUAGCUGAGCUUCAAACCAUAGUCACUCAUAGGGGGGCGUUUAAAUGCAAAUGCCUUCAAUUUGGUGUUAGUGUAGCCCCAGGUAUUUUCCAGUCCCUUAUGGAAAGGAUUCUCCAAGGUCUCCCAGGGGUUGUCCCGUACUUCGAUGACAUUUUAGUUUCAGCCCUUAACAGGACUCAGCUCAUACAAAGGAUAACUGACCAUAAACCACUUCUGGGGCUUUUGUCAGGGGACAAACAAACCCCACAGGUACUAUCACCUAGAAUGACCAGGUGGACCUUGUUCCUAGCCGCUUACUCGUUUAAAUUGGUGCAUCGCCCUGGAAAAAACUUAAGUCAUGCUGAUGCCCUUAGUCGCUGCCCCCUACCUGUUCCAGUCGAAGACCCAGCACCUAUCCAUUCCAUCUUUGAAAUAAAUGAACUUAAACUGCCUGUUACAGCUGAAAACAUUGCAACGCAUUCAAAAAAAGACAGGGUAAUUGCCCAGGUUCUGGACUGGGUGGGAAGGGGGUGGCCGGAAACACAAUACACUCCUGACUUCACUCCUUACAAGAUAUGCAAGCAGGAAUUGUCAAACCUACAGGGUUGUCUGUUGUGGGGGACAAGGGUGGUCAUCCCAGCCACUCUCCGUGUUCCCAUUCUAAAGGUCCUUCACGAGGGCCAUCCGGGCAUCGUAAGGAUGAAGGCCCUGGCCCGCAGCUACGUUUGGUGGCCAGGCAUGGAUGCCCAAAUCUCCACCUGGGUUAGCUCGUGCCAACCUUGCCAAGCAACCAGACCCGCCCCACCAGCAGCUGCUCCUACUAGGUGGGAAAGUGCUGGGGGACCUUGGUCUCGCCUGCACAUUGACCUGGCUGGGCCAGUACAUGGAAGGACCUUCUUGGUUGUAGUAGACUCAUAUUCCAAGUGGAUAGACUUGGCCCUACUACCUUCAACAACCACUCAAGCAAUUGUUAAGGCCCUGACUCGUUUGUUUGUUACCCAUGGGCUCCCUGACACGCUGGUGUCUGACAAUGGCCCCCAGUUCACAUCUUGUGAGUUUAGCAUGUUCAUUGCCAACUUGGGUAUCAGACACAUCCUCACAGCCCCUUUUCACCCAGCUAGCAACGGGAUGGCGGAGAGGGCAGUCAGGUCAGUAAAAGAGGCACUUGCUAGACGCCUUAGGACCACCCUGGACAGGCUGCACCCCCAUUACUGCCCAGAUACCCCUAUUGGAUCUGACAGCUUGGUCAGGGAUUUCGCCCUGCGUGACCUGGUCUAUGCCAGGAAUUAUGCAGGGGACCCUCUGUGGGUACCUGGGCAGGUUGUGUCAAUUGCAGGGCCAAGAUCUUACAGAGUCCUCUUGGAAGAUGGACGCCUGUGGCGCAGACAUGUGGAUCAGCUAAGGAGGCGAUGGAGAGGCGCAGCUGAGGGGUUCCUUAACCAACCAAGCGACCCGGUCUACCCAGUCCAGCCAUCCAGCACCAAAGACUCCCUGCAGGACCCGCUCUACCACGACGACGACGAGACCCCCCUGCAAGGCCCAACCUACCCAGCCGAGAGUUCCCUGCAGGGUCCGACUCGCCCCUCCGACAACGAAAGUUUCCAGCAGGCCCCGGUCUACCGCCCCGACCAAACGACGCGCCAAAGACAGACCGAGCAGGAAGGCUUACCCAACCUACAGAUGGACCACGCCGACCGAGCACGCUCACCAACGGCCUCUGAAACGCUCCCGGGGACUGAGGACUUUGUUCCAGCCAGCAACCUGCCUGAGCUGCGGCGGUCCAGCCGCCAUCGCAGAUCGAGGGGAGGGCCUUCACAGUUGCAUCCUUUAGAAUCAGAGUCAGAGCACUGUCCCAUUGUCUCUACUAUCCCAGAUCCUGGGAAAGAUCUCCUGCAUUGGACUCACCCUGUAGGCCCAUCUCCAUGCCCGGGAACUCCAAUGGUUCUUGCUCCCCUUUCAAUGGAUAUAAUUUGGAAGUUGUUGGAGGAAAAGGCAGAGCUAAUUCUCCUGGCGCCCCAUUGGCCCAGGAGACCCUGGUUCGCAGAUCUAGUAAACCUGUCUGUGGUUUACCUGUCAGCCAUGGAAGAUCCCAACUUCCAGGAUCUCCCUGCAGCAGGGGGCAAUACUUUGCCCAAACCCCCAGUGGUUCACCGUUUGGUGCUUGAGCAGCAAUCUAUGAGGGCUUCCAACUUUCCUGACAGGGAGUGUGGCUACUUUGGCCACCUGGUCUGCUCAAGUGUUGCUGGAGGAGAUCUGCAGAGUGGCUACCUGGGCUUUGCCUUUGCCAUUUAUAUGGCGUUAUCGCCUGGAUUCAUUUGCCUCAGCCCAGGCAUCGUUUGGUCGGAGGGCGCUUCAACAGGUGGUUCCUUAGUGGGAGUGACUGGCACAGGCAUUGCCCCUCCCAUGGACAUGCAGGCUUUGAUAUGUCCCAUUCCUGGACUCUCAAGGCAGCAUGGAUGA